GAUAUAUUGUUUUUGUUUUGAAAAAUCGUGCCUAAUCACUUCAUUAAUUCUGUGGAAACAAUUAACUGCGUUUUAAUCCAUUAAAAAUUUGUAUCUCUCUCUGGGAACAAAACUACUCAAGGUGAUUUUUUAUAGUAAACCAUAAAAUAUACUCAUAAAUCUUCCUUUACUAUGCAAUAUGAAUGACAUAUUUAUUGUUUCACUACUCUAUCGAAAAUUGUAGUCCUUACAAUCGGUGGUAUUAUUUUCUCAUGAUAAUUUAUAAUUGGAUCGUUAUUUUUAAAUAUAUAAUGGAGAUUACGAGCAACUAAAUUAAAGUAAUUGACGGGGAAAAGCUCCUCAAAAAGGUAGCCGGCUUGCUACUAAGAAACGGUAUGGACCGCCGACCCUGUCACUGCAUCAUCAUACACCCCUAAGCUGUCACCUUGCAGAUUUGUAAAAAAAAAACCUAAUGGGUGAUAUACAAAGUAGGCGCAAAAAGGCGCACGUCAGCUGAUCUACCCUACCUAAACGUUUGGUUUGGUUCCAAGUUAAAGGAUUUUUUCGGGAUUAUAAAGAAGGAAAAGACAGACAAGGAAUUUUUAUCGUUGGAAUAAAAUGACUACGACGCUAUUUCGUAAAUAAUCACAAUAAAAUGAAGAUGCUUUUUGGUCGCUGCUUCGAUGUAGAAUGGUUUGAAUCCGCCUCCUUGACUUGGAUAUGGUUAAAAGCACACAGACCGGCCAAACUUCUGGACGUGGCUUCUAGUUGAUUGUUUCUCCUAUGUGGAAAUUAAGUUCGACUACCAGCUGUGCUCUGCACGGACCGGUCACAGAAUCCGCGUGUGUGGUACCCUUACUCAGUAGCCGGACCUUACUAUACUAGGGAUUAGCGGUGGCUGGCCUAUUGUUAAUUGAUGAGGAUCGUUAUGAAUCAGGAACCCUUAGGGGUUGCUCCGGAUAUUGUAAAUACUUCCGAUUUAAAACGUUGGAGUGAAAUACCUCCAACUCAUUAUCUCACGGAUUAUAGUAACAGCGGAGAAACCCCUAAACAUGCCUCAUCUCCGUUUCCAUACGAUGACGAAAUUAAUCAAAAAAUCAUCUUGUGGAUGGGCGACAUAUCAUCAAUUCAAGUAGACGCAAUAGUUAAUUCGACAAAUGAAUCCAUGACUGAAAGUAAUUCUAUUAGUGAUCGAAUUUUUUUAAGAGCGGGGUCUGAGCUUAAGGAGGAAAUAAAUUUAGAUAUAAGAGAAUGCCGAACAGGAGAACUGAGAGUGACACAAGGCCAUGCAUUACCCGCUCGAUAUAUUAUUCAUACCGUCGGACCGAAAUACAACAUCAAGUAUCAAUCAGCCGCCGAAAAUACAUUACACAUGUGCUAUAGAAACAUUCUCCAAAAGUCCCUAGAGAUGGGCCUACAUUCAAUAGCUCUGUGCGUUAUAAAUUCAGUGAAAAGAAAUUAUCCCCCAGACGAAGGCGCACACAUAGCAUUACGUACUGUUAGAAGAUUUUUAGAACAAUACGGAAGUUCAUUAGAUACCGUCAUUUUUAACGUUGGUAAUUCUGAUUUAGGAAUAUACGAAAUUUUACUGCCAUUAUAUUUUCCACGUUCCAAACUGGAGGAAGAUGCUGCGCGGUGGCAAUUGCCUGCAGAUAUUGGUGGAAGUGAAGGUGAACCUCUCAUUCCAGAUCGACAAAUUCGAAUAAUUGACAAUCCUCAACAUACAUUACAUCCGGAUGAUGAGGCCAUUGACCUAUCAGGCCAUUUGGACUCUUCAGUUACCGUAGGUGAGCACGCGUUUAGCCAAAUGCAAGGAGACUUAGAUCAGCAGCGUCUUCUGGGAGAACGUCCGCUUAAUGAUCCUUUGGCGGAUAUUAUGGUUAGGGAAAUUCAACACCAAGAAAGGUAAGCAAAUGUUUUCAUUCCU
Photinus pyralis (common eastern firefly) is the source of this 1906-nucleotide messenger RNA. Its product is annotated as protein GDAP2 homolog. The transcript has 8 exons. Lineage: Eukaryota; Metazoa; Arthropoda; Insecta; Coleoptera; Lampyridae. Bases 896 to 1888 code for a protein of 330 amino acids. The record is from RefSeq and is a predicted model, not a curated record.